AUGGCAGCAGAAUCAAUUAAAAACCCAACUGGAUUAAAAUCUUGUGAGAUUGAAGAUAAGUUGACAGAUCAUGAUAAACUUAUUUUUUCUACGAUUUUUAACAAAGAGGCAGCUGGAUUAUCUGCGAAUUUAGACGAAGAUAAAGGUGAAUUUAAUGAUAGUGAUGAAGGGAAGAGGGAGGCAAAAAAUGAAUGUGGUUAUAAUGAACACAGUUAUAAUAAACACAGUUAUAAUGAAUAUUUAGAGAGUAAUCAAGUUAAUGGAAAAAUUUAUAAAGAAAAUGGUGUUGAGAUUGAUUUAAGUUUAUUUCCAGAUGUUAAUAUUUCGUCGAUUGAAAAAAUUGAGAAAUUUGAAGGUAUUGAAAAACGAGCUAUAAAGAAUAUUGAAAAUUGUGAUGUGGAUAAUGAAAAGAUUUUAAAGGAUAUUAAUAAUGAAGAAUUAUCUAUAGAGGGAUUUAUUAGUACCAAUGUUAGUAAAGAUAUCAAUUUGACAAAAAUUCAAGAGAGUAUAGAAAUAUUGGAGGAAAUAUUUGAAGAUGAGGAAGGUGAAAGUUAUGGAUCAGUUUUUAACAAUUUAGCGCAAAUGAAGAGAUUAUAUUUGCAUUUUCUUGAAAAAGAAAAAGAAGAAAAAAAAGGAAGUAGUAUAUUGGAGAUGAGGAAAUUGGAAAGGGAUAUUUUGAAUGAUUUGAAAAGAGCAAUUGAGUUGACAUUACCAAAAGAGUUGAAAAGAGAUGAAAUGAAUGAAAGAAAUAAUCAGGGUAUUAUUGAAGAGUUGCAUUUACAACAAUGUAAAGUGUCUAAAAUGCAAAGUAAAGUUUUAUCAUCAGCGUAUUUACAAUAUGCUACAAUGUUAAUUUGUAAAUCUGUGAAGAUGGAAGAAGAUAAGGAAGAACAAAUGAAAAUCGAGAGAUUAGCUAGUGAGUAUAUGUUUAUUGGAGGAAUGUUUGGCAAUGAGAUAUCCAAGAGGGUUUCAAUGAAGAUUAAUCCCUAUGGGAAGUUGUGUGGAGAUAUAGUCAAAGAGGCUAUUAUCAAUGAGUAUACAGAUGAAUGA
Messenger RNA from Ascoidea rubescens DSM 1968, 1050 nucleotides. RefSeq lists its product as uncharacterized. Gene Ontology annotation, biological process: cilium assembly. The record is from RefSeq and is a predicted model, not a curated record. NCBI's taxonomy places the organism in Eukaryota, Fungi, Ascomycota, Saccharomycetes, Ascoideales, Ascoideaceae. The coding region runs from base 1 to 1050 and encodes 349 amino acids. The transcript has a single exon.